AUGCUUGCCAAUCCUCGUUUCUGUUCACUCUUGAUUCAUCAAGCUGGUCUCAUACAAUCCAGAUCCAGAUGUCUCAAAAUACUACCUAGCCCUCGUCUCCUUAAUCAAAUCACGAGACUAGCCUCCACAUCUACUACAAAGCUAUCUAAGAUUCUUGAAUCCUCUAUAGUAAAUAGCGGUACCGCUUCUCAAAUUACCGUUCCUAGGAUUAUUUACAGCACGUCAUGGCACAAGGAAAAAACCGCAGAUUUAGUUUACCAAGCUAUAAGGGCUGGAUAUAGGGGUGUAGAAACAGGGGCCGAACCGCUUAGGUAUGAUGAAAAGGCUGUCGGAGAAGGAAUUAGGAGGGCGAUUGAAGAGAGGAUGGUGGAGAGAAAAGAGCUUUAUAUACAAACUACAUUCGCACCACUCCAAGGUCAAAAUCUUCAUUUGCUUCCAGUUAGUGAACAAGGAGGGCAAGCCUUAAAUCAAGCGUUAGAAACAAUUCCAUAUUCCAUGGAUGCAUCUGUAUCUCAACAAAUCCAUAGCUCUAUUGCUUCAUCGCUUAAAAAUCUCAAGACAUCAGAAGAUGAUAAGGAUAGUUAUAUUGAUUGUUUAAUACUAAGUUCACCAUACUCUACGGCAGCAGACACUGAAGAAGCGUGGGAUGUAUUGUCAACUUAUGUUCCACAUUCCAUAAGGAGCUUGGGAAUUGCGAAUAAGAGAUUGAAGAGCAUAGGCGAGGAUGAUAUUGGACAAGAUCAAGAGCAACAUGAUGUCUCGGAUCAAAAUGAAUCCAAGAAAAAUGAGGAAAAGAUCCUUCCAUCAGUAUACACCAACCGCUACCAAAAUCACAAGGGAAAAGAUGUCGGAUUCCAUAAUUUCCAAUCUUCAAAAACAGAUAUGGUCUUCCAAUCUUUCUGGACCACAGAAGUAAUGCCUCAAGUAGCCAAUGGCCCACUAGCUUUUGAAAUUUGCGCUAUACUCGAUGAUCUCGGAUAUCCUCAAGGAGAAAGCAGGAAAUUGGCAAUAUAUGGAUUAUUAUUGGCAUUAAGAGAACAUAGGAUUACAAUAUUGGAUGGAAGAACAGAUGCGAAGAAAAUGAAAACUGAUGUAAGAGCGCUAAAGGCGUUGGAGAAAUGGAGUAUCAAGAAAGGAAAGCAGAGAUGGGGGGAGGUGGAGAGGGCGGCGAAGCGACUUUUUGAGAAUAUAGGCUGGGAUGUAGAUGGGAGGGACGGGCGAGGAUUAGGAAGAUGGAGGGCCGGAUUGGUGAUCCGUGGAGGGGGAGUAGGGUGGGGAGGGGGUAGUUGUACUUGUUCGGAUCUGAUCCUCAGACCACCUAAAUCGGGUUUCCGUCACAAUUGGGAAAGUGGUGUAGAGAAGGGUAUAGGGAGGGAGGAAAGGGAAGAGAGAGAGAGGAGAGAAGGAAGAGGAGGGGAGAGAUAA
Molecule: messenger RNA, 1425 nt
Organism: Sclerotinia sclerotiorum 1980 UF-70
Lineage: Eukaryota; Fungi; Ascomycota; Leotiomycetes; Helotiales; Sclerotiniaceae
Exons: 5
Coding region: 1-1425 (474 amino acids)
Cellular component (GO): cytosol
Molecular function (GO): aldose reductase (NADPH) activity
Source: RefSeq, a predicted model, not a curated record